CGGAAGUCCUGUUGUUACCGGAACAAGCCGCCGGAGGACAGAAGAAGAAAAUCACAUGCUGCUAACAAGUUGACAGGUCAGCCUGAGAACAGAAACACUGUAGGAAUGAAAAGCUGACUGACUUUGACAGUUUAGUUGUUACGCUGUUCUGUUUUUUGGACCUUUAGCUCAGUCAUGUCCGGAGCGUUAGCUAGGCUGCUGUUCUACCCGACGUUAGCCUACAAUGUUGUCAUGGAGAAGGUGUCAUCGAGACGGUGGUUCGACCGAGUGGACGAGACCGUCAUCCUGGGAGCGCUGCCGUUCAGGUCCAUGACGAAACAGCUGGUGGAGACAGAAAAUGUUCGAGGGGUCAUCACCAUGAACGAGAUGUACGAGACCAAAUAUUUCUGCAACUCUGCCGAGGAGUGGCGGGCUGCAGGAGUGGAGCAGCUGAGGUUGAGUACUGUUGACCUCACCGGCGUUCCCAGCCUACAGAACCUGCACCGAGGCGUGGAGUUCGCCCUGGAGCACCGAGAGCGGGGGACCAGCGUGUACGUCCACUGCAAGGCCGGACGCUCCCGCAGCGCGACGCUGGCUGCUGCCUACCUCAUCCGGUUACACCGCUGGACUCCAGAGGAAGCCUGUCAGAAGCUGGCGUCUGUUCGUCCUCACAUCCUGGUGCGCUCGGCUCAGCUGGAGAUGCUGAGGAGAUACCACCAGCAGGUGUGUGGACAGUCCAGCUGAGAGAGCAGCGCGACGGGUCGGACCUCAUCGUUUCUACGGCAGCUGGAAGACGGGACCCAGAGCCUCGUUUAAAGACACACAUUAUCUGUUUUCCCACCCAUGAUUUUAACUCAGAUUUUACCGGGAUAUGACAAAGUUUUACAUAUUCAGUCACAAACACUCAUGUUUGAAAAACCUGAACAGGCCCGUCAUCCUGUCUCUGUUGUUACAAUACCGUAAAAACACUCCACCCAAUCCAAGCAGUGUGUGCAUGUUGUGUUUGAGCUGCAGUGGCAUAACGCAACAAGAAAAGGACAUUUUUCUGCAUUAUACAGCAGCUGAGUGACUAUAUUUCAGUUUCCUUUCAGAUUUUUACGGAAGCCCUGAGAGGCAAAUGAGGAUUUUUUUUGAUCUGUCUGGUCUAUAAACAUUCCUCUCCUGUGUUUAUGACUUGAGAGCUGGUGGUAAAGUUUUUAUGCUUAUAAUCUGAAAUGGAAACAUUUUGAGGAGGAAAAAAUGUUUUUAUGUCUGAAACCAAAUUAAUAAAACAAGUUAUGGAAGGAGAAACAUU
Acanthopagrus latus (yellowfin seabream) is the source of this 1273-nucleotide messenger RNA. RefSeq names its product protein tyrosine phosphatase mitochondrial 1 (gene ptpmt1). The transcript has 4 exons. Gene Ontology annotation, molecular function: phosphatidylglycerophosphatase activity; protein tyrosine/serine/threonine phosphatase activity; phosphatidylinositol-4,5-bisphosphate 5-phosphatase activity. The record is from RefSeq and is a predicted model, not a curated record. Gene Ontology annotation, biological process: protein dephosphorylation. Bases 175 to 723 code for a protein of 182 amino acids. NCBI's taxonomy places the organism in Eukaryota, Metazoa, Chordata, Actinopteri, Spariformes, Sparidae.